Messenger RNA from Centropristis striata (black sea bass), 3981 nucleotides. RefSeq names its product unconventional myosin-Ic-like. Bases 210 to 3404 code for a protein of 1064 amino acids. NCBI's taxonomy places the organism in Eukaryota, Metazoa, Chordata, Actinopteri, Perciformes, Serranidae. The transcript is spliced from 33 exons. Gene Ontology annotation, molecular function: microfilament motor activity; actin filament binding; ATP binding. Gene Ontology annotation, biological process: actin filament organization; vesicle transport along actin filament. Gene Ontology annotation, cellular component: microvillus; plasma membrane; vesicle. The record is from RefSeq and is a predicted model, not a curated record.
GUAACAGCCCAACACCAACCCUCUGACCCACAAAUAGCUCCAAAGCUGCAAAAUCACUGCUUUCAGCUUCUUCAUCUGCGUGUCAGGAAGCCACAUUACUCUGACAAGCAUCUCAUGGGAUAGGACCGAAGGAUAUUUUUCCUGUUAGAGGAACAGAAACCACCAAACAAGUCGGAAUCAAUUUUUUUUUUAAAGGAGAAAAGGGAACAAUGAUGGAACUGAGGAUCCAGCUGAUCCCGACGGGGGAAAUCAUCUUUUCUCCGGGGAAGAACGGAGAGAACUACUGCCACGGCUGCAAGGUGGUGGCGAGUGACGGGGUGCGGGCUAUGAUGGAGUCGGCCCUGACAGCCAGAGACCGGGUGGGCGUGCAGGACUUUGUCCUGCUGGAGAACUACACCAGCGAGGCGGCCUUCAUAGAGAACCUGCGCAAACGCUUCAAAGAGAACCUUAUCUAUACCUACAUUGGGUCAGUGCUGGUGUCAGUUAACCCGUACAAAGAGCUGGAGAUCUACACCAAGAACCACAUGGAGCGAUACCGUGGAGUCAACUUCUACGAGGUCUCACCACACAUCUACGCAGUGGCAGACAACUCCUACCGCUCCAUGAGGACGGAGAGAAAGGACCAGUGCAUCCUGAUCUCCGGGGAGAGCGGCGCUGGGAAGACGGAGGCGUCCAAGAAGAUCCUGCAGUACUACGCCGUCACCUGUCCAGCCAGCGACCAGGUGCAGACCGUCAAAGACCGCCUGCUGCAGUCCAACCCCGUGCUGGAAGCCUUCGGCAAUGCCAAGACGUUGCGUAACGACAACUCGAGCCGAUUUGGCAAGUACAUGGACAUUCAGUUUGACUUCAAGGGCGCCCCAGUCGGAGGCCACAUCAUCAACUACCUGCUGGAAAAGUCCAGGGUGGUCCACCAGAACCACGGGGAGAGGAACUUCCACAUCUUCUAUCAGCUGAUCGAGGGCGGGGAGGAGGACCUGCUGAGACGCCUGGGCCUGGAGAGGAACCCUCAGCAGUACCAGUACCUGGUCAAAGGUAACUGUCCCAAAGUGAGCUCCAUCAACGAUCGAAGUGACUGGAAGCUGGUGAGGAAGGCCUUGACUGUGAUCGGUUUCAACGAGGACGACGUGGAGGAGUUGUUGAACAUAAUUGCCAGUGUGCUGCACCUGGGCAACGUGCAGUACGACGGGGAAGAAGGCAACGCCAGAAUCACUUCUGACACACAGAUAAAGUACCUGGCCAGGUUGUUAGGAGUGAAUGGGGCAGUGCUGACGGAGGCACUCACACACAAGAAGAUAAUUGCCAAGGGAGAGGAGCUGAUGAGCCCACUGAACCUAGAACAAGCGUCAUCAGCUCGGGAUGCUUUGUCCAAGGCGGUGUACGGACGCACCUUCACCUGGCUGGUUAACAAGAUCAAUGCUUCACUCACAUACACGGACGACUCCUACAAACAUUACUCUGUCAUCGGCCUGCUGGACAUCUACGGCUUCGAGGUCUUCCAGAAUAACAGCUUCGAGCAGUUCUGCAUCAACUACUGCAACGAGAAGCUGCAGCAGCUCUUCAUCGAGCUCACCCUCAAGUCUGAGCAGGAGGAGUACGAGGCUGAAGGCAUCACGUGGGAGCCGGUGCAGUACUUCAACAACAAGAUCAUCUGUGACCUGGUGGAGGAGAAGUUCAAAGGCAUCAUCUCCAUUCUGGAUGAGGAGUGUCUUCGACCCGGAGACGCCAGCGAUCUCACCUUCCUGGAGAAGUUGGAGGACAUUGUGGGAGGACACGCACACUUUGUCACUCACAAGCUGGCUGAUGCAAAGACCAGGAAGGUGAUGGGCCGCGAUGAAUUCAGACUGCUGCAUUACGCUGGAGAAGUCAACUACAAUGUCAACGGAUUUCUGGACAAGAACAAUGACCUGCUCUUCAGGAACUUGAAAGAGGUUAUGUGUAUGUCAGAGAACAAGAUCCUGAACCAGUGUUUCGACAGAGAGGAGCUGAGUGACAAGAAACGCCCAGAAACGGCAGCCACCCAGUUCAAAGCAAGCCUGGCGAAACUCAUGGAGAUCCUCAUGUCGAAGGAGCCGUCGUACGUCCGCUGCAUCAAGCCCAAUGACUCCAAGCAAGCAGGUCGGUUUGACGAGGUGCUGAUCCGUCACCAGGUCAAGUAUCUGGGCCUGAUGGAGAACCUGAGGGUGAGGAGAGCCGGCUUCGCUUACAGACGACGCUACGAGGUCUUCCUUCAGAGGUAUAAGUCCCUGUGUCCAGACACUUGGCCCAACUGGCAGGGUAAACUGUCUGAUGGAGUGGCCACACUGGUCAAACACCUCGGAUACAAGCCUGAGGAGUACAAACUGGGCAGAUCCAAAAUCUUCAUCCGUUUCCCAAAGACGUUGUUUGCCACAGAGGAUUCCCUGGAGACCAGGAAACACAGUCUUGCCACCAAGCUGCAGGCAGGAUGGAGAGGCUACAGCCAAAAGUCCAAGUUUCAAAAACUCAGAACCUCAGCUAUUGCCGUCCAGGCGUGGUGGAGAGGGAUCCUGGCCCGGAGGAGAGCCCAGCGCAGGCGACAGGCUGCUGAUACCAUCCGCAGGUUCAUCAAAGGCUUCAUCUACCGCCACAAAGAGCGCUGUCCAGAGAACGAGUAUUUCCUGGAUUAUGUGCGCUACUCCUUCCUCAUGAAGCUGCGCAGGAACCUUCCCAAGAACGUCCUGGACAAGAGCUGGCCCGCCCCUCCAGCUGCUCUCACUGAGGCUUCAGAGCACCUGCGUAAGCUGUGCAUGCAGAACAUGGUGUGGAGCUACUGCAAGAAGAUCAGUCCAGAGUGGAAACACCAGAUGGAGCAGAAGAUGAUCGCCAGUGAGCUCUUCAAGGACAAGAAGGACAACUACCCUCAGAGCGUGCCCAAACUGUUCGUCAGCACAAGACUCAAUGGUGAGGACAUUAACCCCAAAGUGGUGCAGGCUCUGGGCAGCGAGAAGAUGAAGUACGCAGUGCCAGUCACCAAGUAUGACAGGAAAGGCUACAAGGCUCGGCCCCGCCAGCUGCUGCUCACCGCCAACAGUGCCAUAAUCGUAGAGGAGGCCAAACUCAAGCAGCGCAUCGACUACGGAGCUCUGAAAGGUAUCUCAGUCAGCUCUCUCAGCGACGGCUUGUUUGUUCUGCACGUGCCCAGUGACGACAACAAACAGAAGGGGGAUGUGGUUCUGCAGAGCGACCAUGUGAUUGAGACCCUGACCAAGAUUGCGAUCUGUUCCGACAAAAUCAACAGCAUCAACAUCAACCAGGGCAGUAUAAAGUUUACAGUGGGUCAGGGGAAGGAGGGGAUCAUAGAUUUCACACCUGGAUCAGAACUCCUGGUGGCCAAGGCUAAGAACGGACACUUGUCUGUGACGGCUCCCAGGCUGAACUCCAGAUGAUGGCCACUCUGGUCACUAGCACCAACCAGGAGCUGCUGCUGCUCCUGGCCGCUCCAUCCUCCAAUCACACCACAGCAGACGGCGCUCUGCCUAAGCCAAUCAGACGUCAGCUGUCACCACAUGGGUGGCAUGUGCUUCCAGUUAAAAAAAAACAAAAAACAACAAAAAAAAACAACAAAUAAAAGCAAAUCCAGCAAAACUAAUUGAUAUAUUUAUGUUUAUAUAUUAUAUUUUUGGGAUUAAUACUGUUGCUGUUUGAAUAUUCUGAUUUUAUAUAUGAGGCCAAGGAAUAACAAAUAUUUUGGUGCAUUUUUCUUGCACCAUGUGUGUUUAUUGUGCUUUAUUUGGGAACAUGACCAAGAAAACAAUGAGGGAAGAGUGGGAAUAAGAGACGACAAUGAGGAGGAGGAGAUUGUUGUUGAUGAAAAUCAGGGUUAGUUGUUGCCUGUUGCCUCUUUUUUUCCUGUUUACGUCUUUCUGCUUGACUUAUAGGCUUGAUCGUCUCGCUGACACGACUUUUCUAACUGGGGCGGACGGCUUGUUAUCGGAGCAUGAAGGUGUUAGAACAAGGCUGACA